AUGGAUAAAAAGAGGAAACCCAGUGGCCCAUUUAAACGCAAACAACGCCAAGAAGGAGAAGAUAGUAAACAAAAAUUGCCCAAAAUUGACAAGUUUUUUAGUCAGCCUUUUGCAAGUACAUCUGGCCAAAAUAUUUCUAUCGAUAGUGACUCAAAUAAUGUGGUAACUGCAGUGUUAGUUGAGAAGCCUACUGAAGAAGAUUCGACAAUUAUUGCUGUUGGAACCUCCGCCGCCGAUCAUAUGAACGUGGAUGAUGUUUGCAUGACACACAUAAGAGCGGAGGGUUUGGAGGAACCACAGAUCUCUGCAUUUUUCAAAAAUGCGUACGACAAAUCUUCUUAUGAUUUGGGAAACUUCAGGAACAAGAUAUUAAGUGAUAACGAAAAACGUCAAAUUCUUGAUUUGGGGCCUUUGCAGCCUUCAGGAUCUUUUCCAACAGACAUCAACCAGAACAAUAGGUGUUUUUCAAAAUCGUACUACGUUUCGUGUUCUAAAUAUGGGCCAGUUAAUCGUUUUUGGUUACGUUAUUCCAAAAUACUAAACGCUGCCUAUUGUCAACCCUGCUGGUUAUUUGCUUCACUAAGGAAUAAUGUUUGGUGUACGGGAAUUCGAGAUUGGAAGCAUUUAUCAGAAAGAAUUAAACAACAUAGUUGUUCGAGUGGUCAUUCGGAAGCAUGUGCUGUGUAUGAAUUUUGGAAAAAAACGAUGCUAAUACUAUCGACAAGGAACUUGAAAAUGAAAUUCGCAAGGAAGCAUCAUUUUGGAAAAUGGUUCUUCAAAGAGCUUGUCGCCCGAUAUGAUCACAUUUUGCGGCAAGUUUUGGAUACGUCCAAAGGAUCUACAAGAUAUCUGAGUGCAGCAAUUCAAAGUGAAAUGAUUGAGAGCUUGGGGACCAAACUCGAAACCCAUCUACUAGAACAAAUUAGAGCGUCACCGUUUUUUGCCAUCAUAAUGGAUACGACACAGGACAUAUCGAAGGUAGAUCAGCUAAGCAUUGUUGUGAGGUAUGCAGUAAUAACCAGAUCGGAAAAUGGACAGCCAAUUGAUAUAGAAGCAAAAGAAGUGUUUCUAGGCUUUUAUGCAGCCAUCAAACAUGGCGCUGUAGAUUCAGUCAACCAAGUGACAACAUUAUUUAUCGACAAAAAUAUUGAUUUAAAAAAAUGUGUGGGGCAAGGCCAUGAUGGAGCCAGUGUGAUGAGUGGUGUGUAUAAUGGUGUAAAAAAACAUAUUAAGGAUAUCCAGCCUAACGCAGAGUACGUACAUUGCGCCACUCAUAAUUUAAAUUUGGUGAUAAAUGAUGCCGUUAGCAGUUGUGUGGAAAUACAGAUUUUUUUUUUCGCAGCGUUGCAAGAUUUGUAUAACUUUUUCGGAAACAGCAUCAAACUUCGGGAUCUACUGUCGAAAUUCACUGGCGAAUCGGACACCACGCUAAAGAAACUAAAUCCGAUUAGAUGGUCUAGUAGGGUCAAUACGAUAUCUGCAAUAAAACUUCGUUAUUUUGAUAUUAUUAAAGCAUUAUCAGAAAUAAUUCUAAAGAGUCCUAAUAAAGAUGAGCGUAGUGACGUAGAGAGUAUUAAAACAAAAAUGCUGAAUUUCGAGUUCCUGUUGCUUUGCGAAUUCAUGCACAGUGUAUUGAACGACAUCAAUUAUGCAUCCCAAACUUUACAAAAAUGUGACAUCAAUUUGGGCGAGGCGAGUAAAGUUUUAGCAGAGACCAAAGCAAAGUUGCAAAUUUAUAGAAAUGAUUUCGAAAUAUUCAAGUGCAAAGCCAGUGAAACUGCAAGAAAAUAUGGUAUUGAUACCCAUUUUCAAGAAAAAGUUAAAAAACAUUUUGAUGAAUUAGCUGCUGAUCACCGAUUUCCAAACCGAGAAAAAAUUGAGAUUUUCAAUAAUGUACUAGACACAGUAAUAUCUCAAUUGGAUACACGUUUUAUUGGUCUGAGUGCAAUCUGUCAUAUAUUCGAUUUUCUAACACCAACAUUUUUAUUACAUGUUGAUGAAGAAACUUUAUUACAUAAGUGUGACGAAUUCCAAAGAAAAUAUUCAGAUAUAAUAGGCCCUAGUUUUUCACUUCAAUUUAUUAAUAUUUGCCACCUAGUUUUACCUCAACUAACUCAAGCAUUGACUGUUCACCAAUUAUGUAAGGAAAUAAUGAGCAAAUAUGGAGUGCUAGAAUGCGACCUAACGGAAGUAUUUACAGCAAUGUUAUUACUCUUUACAAUUCCUGUCACUUCUGUUGCAGCAGAAAGGUUACUUUAUAUGGACCAAGUUCUUGAAUCUGCGGACUUGAAGGAAUUUUUCUGUCCGGAAAAUUGGGUGAUUCGUUGA
Parasteatoda tepidariorum (common house spider) is the source of this 2328-nucleotide messenger RNA. Lineage: Eukaryota; Metazoa; Arthropoda; Arachnida; Araneae; Theridiidae. The record is from RefSeq and is a predicted model, not a curated record.